CGGCCCGCACGAUGUGCGUUGAGGGCAGUGCCAGGCACGGCGCCGCCGAGAAGCCUCUUCCCUUCCCACCGCCCUCGCGGGUUCCCCCGCGGCGGCGGCGGCAGCAGCGACGCGCCUCCCGGGGCCCCGCGCCGGCCGGGACCCCCCCCCUCCCGCCGCGGCGGGGGGGCGGCUGCGCUGCGGCCUCGGCCUCGGGCAGGGCUGCGCCGCCCUUGCCCUCCUCCUCCGCCUCCUCCCGCGCCCCGCCGCCCGCGCGGUCCCGGGGCAGCCGCCGCUGCCCCGCGGCGGAGGGCGCCCGGCGGGCUGGGGGUGGCCGUGCCGCCAGCCGGGGCCCGCUCCAUCAUGUGAGGCGGCGGGUCUGCCCCCCCCGCCCCGAGCUGCCCUCUCCCGCACCAUGAGGGAAGGGGAUGCGGGGCAGCACCCACGCCGGAGACAGGUAGAGCCCGGGCGGCUCCUCCGCCUCGUCUCCUGCGUGAUCCUCGUGUGCAGCGCGGAGGUCGCGGCGCUCGCCGACUUCUCAGGUUACCUAACCAAACUUCUGCAAAAUCAUACUGCCUAUGCCUGCGAUGGGGAACAUUUGAGUCUACGCUGUCCUCGGCAUUCAACAAUAAGUGUUCAGUCAGCAUUUUACGGGCAAGACUACCACAUGUGUAGUACUCAGGAGCCUGAAACCAGGAUGACAGAACCCAUGAACUGUGUGGCACCCACCUCCUUGCAGAAAGUACUGGAUGAAUGCCAAAACCUGAGAUCCUGCCAACUCCUUGUCAAUAGUCGGGUUUUUGGACCUGAUCUGUGUCCAGGGACCACUAAAUUCCUCCUUGUCUCCUUUAAAUGCAAACCUACUGAAUACAAAACCAAAUCAGCAUGUGAAAACCAGGAACUGAAACUCCACUGUCAGGAAUCCAAGUUCCUUAUCAUCUACUCUGCCACCUAUGGCAGAUGGGCACAUGAGGAGAAUGUCUGCUCGACAGAAAUGGAGCACGUCCCCCCCUUUGACUGUUUGUCUUACACGGCACUAGAAGUUUUAUCAAAAAGGUGUUACGGGAAACAGAGAUGCAAAAUCAUUGUCACUAGCCAGGAUUUUGGAAGUCCGUGCCUACCUGGAGUGACAAAAUACCUUAACGUCAGCUAUGCAUGUGUUCCUAAAUUUAUCCUCACAGCUGUCAACCCCCUGGUCACCGAUAGCAAGUCUUCCGUCAAACAGAAUGAUGGUGUCGACCUUGAUCCAAAGGAAUCGAGACUUCCAAAGAAAGAUGGAAUUAGUGUUAGCAACAUCUUGGCUACAUUUGCAUACAUUAGAGAUCACCCUGAAAGAGCUGCUCUCCUGUUUGUGUCCAGCAUUUGCGUGGGAUUAAUCUUCACACUGUGUGCUUUGGUGAUCCGUGGGUCGUGCUCGAAUGACUUCCAGAAAUUGCACAGAAAGAAGGAUCACUUGGUGCCAGAAAGUGAUGGAGCAUACGAGAACAGUGAAAAUGAGGAGGAAGAGGAGGAUUCCUCCGAUUCGGAUAUACAGGAUGAGAUAGCAGGACUGUACAGACCUUCUUACUCAGGUUAUAAUUCAACAGAGGCAGCAGAACUGGCUGAAAGGAUAGAGCGCAGGGAGCAGAUCAUACAAGAAAUUUGGAUGAACAGUGGUUUGGAUAUGACACCUCCUAGAAAUAUGAAUACGUUUUAUAUUAACGAACAAUAAAUGGCUUAUUUUGGAUGAUGCCCUAGCCCUUUUUUUUAAAAAAAGAAAUGUACCUUCUGUGAAGGAACAUUUGUAUCAGUGCAUAUAAUUAUUUGUAAAGUAAGAAGAAAUAUAUACAAUAAAAGGAGAGUUUCAAA
Molecule: messenger RNA, 1827 nt
Organism: Aquila chrysaetos chrysaetos
Lineage: Eukaryota; Metazoa; Chordata; Aves; Accipitriformes; Accipitridae
Gene: EVA1C
Product: eva-1 homolog C
Exons: 8
Coding region: 395-1690 (431 amino acids)
Molecular function (GO): carbohydrate binding
Source: RefSeq, a predicted model, not a curated record